Molecule: messenger RNA, 451 nt
Organism: Jaculus jaculus (lesser Egyptian jerboa)
Lineage: Eukaryota; Metazoa; Chordata; Mammalia; Rodentia; Dipodidae
Product: pterin-4-alpha-carbinolamine dehydratase 2
Biological process (GO): tetrahydrobiopterin biosynthetic process
Molecular function (GO): 4-alpha-hydroxytetrahydrobiopterin dehydratase activity
Source: RefSeq, a predicted model, not a curated record
AUGUCUUCAGAUGCUCAGUGGCUGACGGAGGAGAGGAGUGAAAUCAUUCCUGACCUGAAAGCAUCAGGGUGGGUGGACCUGAGUGAGAGAGAUGCCAUCUAUAAAGAGUUCUCCUUCAAAAACUUCAAUCAGGCAUUCAGCUUCAUGUCCCAUGUGGCCCUGCAAGCAGAGAAGAUGAAUCACCACCCCGAAUGGUUCAAUGUGUACAACAAGGUCCAGAUAACUCUCACCUCACAUGACUGUGGUGGACUGACCAAGAGAGACAUGAGGCUGGCCAAAUUUAUUGAAAAAGCAGCUGCUUCUAUGUGAUUCUCCCAAUGCAUGUCAGAGUCUUACAGCUAUCUUACCUGCAGUGGACAUGGAAGGCAACUUACGUGAACAAAUUAAGCUGUCAGUUCACUUUUCUAUGUUUUUGUAUAAUCAGCUCUUAAAUACAAAAUGAUUUAAACCU